Trichechus manatus latirostris (Florida manatee) is the source of this 1140-nucleotide messenger RNA. It is a transcript of the gene CD34, whose product is annotated as CD34 molecule. Gene Ontology annotation, cellular component: membrane. Gene Ontology annotation, biological process: cell-matrix adhesion. The transcript is spliced from 8 exons. The record is from RefSeq and is a predicted model, not a curated record. NCBI's taxonomy places the organism in Eukaryota, Metazoa, Chordata, Mammalia, Sirenia, Trichechidae. Bases 1 to 1140 code for a protein of 379 amino acids.
AUGCUGGUCCGCAGGGGCGCGCGCGCGGGGCCCGGGCUGCCGCGGGGCUGGACUGCGCUCUGCUUGCUGAGUUUGCUUGCCUCUGGGUUCACAGAUACCGGCAACUUGACUGCUACUACCACAGGACCAUAUAUCACAAGAACAUCUUUAGCUGUUCCUACAAAUGUAUCUGACCAGGAAACCAUAACACCAAGUACCACUGGAAGUACCAGCCCCAGCCAUGUCUCUCAGAACAGCAGUGGGACCUCAGAAGUCCAUGUUUCUUUCUCAGAGUCUACAGUCAACUUCACCAUUCCUGGAACCAUGAACUCUACUGUCCAGUCACAGACUUCUGUAACCUUCACAGUAUUCACCACCUCAACCAACUUUUCAACUUCAGAGAACACCUUGGGGCCCAGCACGUUUCCUGGAAAUGUUUCAAGUGCCCCAUCCAAUAGCACCAGCCUUAUGACAUCUCACACUAAAUCCUAUACAUCAUCUCCUCCUACUCUAGUUACCAUUCAGGGAGUAAUCAACUGUUUGGAAAUCAAACAAGUGAAAUUGACCCAGGGCAUCUGCCUGGAGCAGAAUGAGACCUCCAGAUGUGAGGACUUUAAGGGGGAAAAAGGAGAGGGCCUGAUCCAAAUACUGUGUGAAAAGGAACAGGCUGAGGCUGGGGCUGAGAGGUGUUCCUUGUCCCUGGCCCAGUCAGAGAUAAAGCCUCAGUGCCUGAUGCUGAUCGUGGCCAACAGAACAGAACUUGUCAACAAGCUCCAACUUAUGAAAAAACACCAGUCUGCCCUGGGCAAGCUGGGCAUCCACAACUUCACUGAAGAAAAGCUUCUGAGCCACCAGAGCUAUUCCCGCAAGACCCUGAUUGCUCUGGUGACCUCAGGAAUCCUGCUGGCUAUCUUGGGCACCACUGGCUAUUUCCUCAUGAACCGCCGCAGUUGGAGCCCCACGGGAGAGAGGCUGGGCGAAGAGCCUUAUCACACGGAGAGCGGUGGAGGCCAGGGCUAUAGCUCAGGCCCUGGGGCCUCCCCCGAGGCCCAAGGAAAGGCCAGUAUGAACCGAGGGGCUCAGGAGAACGGGACUGGCCAGGCCACAUCCAGAAACGGCCAUUCAGCAAGACAGCACGUGGUGGCUGAUACUGAACUGUGA